CAAGCUGGACGUGUUAGUGACCGCUCUUAGUUAAAAGAAAAAUUGUUUCCGUGACUUCAAAUUGCCUUUUCGUCACUUCAGAUUGCCAUCUUCUUUGUUUACCGCGUGUUAGCUGAGAAUCAAUAGAUUGCCUGGCUUCCUACUACAGCGAGAUAUGCCUCUUGAAUCUGUGACAAACAGACGUGAAAUGCUCAGACAUUUCGCGUCUAGUCAUCUAGAAAAAGUCAAUUCUAUCGCGAGAAUUAGACAGGAAGAAAUGGCUACCAGCUUUCAGCCCCAGGGCGUCACACGUCAUGCAGGUCAACGUGUUGGUGUCAGCCCACCUAUGCGGUACGACGUGACAGAUGGCAGUGCACGUGUCAGGGAUGGCAAUGGUGCUGCUGUCAGUGACACUGGCCGUGCUGUUAAUGAGGGUGACAUUUUUGUCAAUGAGAGAGUCAGUGCUGUCAGAGACAGCGGCGCUGCCAGAUCAGAAUAUUCAUGGACAGGGAGAGGUCUAUGCUUGACCUGCCUGCAGAGACCUAUACAGGUUAUCAACCUGCCCUGCAACUGUCUGUGUAACUGUGUCAACUGCCAACCGCUAAUGACAAAAUGUGCCAGAUGUCAGCAGGCCAUUCAUGGCACAAGGGUUACUUCUUAACAUAGCAGCUUCAUAGGCAGAAUACUAUAUAGGACCAGA
Molecule: messenger RNA, 679 nt
Organism: Physella acuta
Lineage: Eukaryota; Metazoa; Mollusca; Gastropoda; Physidae
Source: RefSeq, a predicted model, not a curated record